AUGAAAGCCAGAUUGAAAAAGUUUGUCAGGGUGUCAACCGGCAGUAGUGCUCCCUAUCGAUACAAGUCACUCUCUCUCGACGACUCAAUUCGCGUGCUCGAGCUCAAGCCUGCAGCCUCCCCUCAAAUCCCGAUUCACUGCAGCUUGACGGAGAUCAAAUUAUCUCCGAAGGCUCAAUAUGAAGCUUUGUCGUACGUUUGGGGCCCAGAUGAAUUUCCUGAGACCUUGAAUCUCCCCGACGGGCACCUCAAGAUCACAAAAAAUCUCGCAUCAGCAUUGAGAAGCCUCCGGAUGACCAACAGGCCGAGGAUUCUUUGGGUUGACGCCGUGUGUAUCAAUCAAUCUGACGACAUAGAGAAAGGAUCUCAAGUUGGGAGGAUGGCAAGCGUCUACAAGAACGCUUCUGGAGUCAUUGCUUGGCUAGGAGAUGAUUCAAAAGAAACCCCUGUUGCCAUG
Messenger RNA from Hyaloscypha bicolor E, 456 nucleotides. RefSeq lists its product as uncharacterized. The transcript has a single exon. NCBI's taxonomy places the organism in Eukaryota, Fungi, Ascomycota, Leotiomycetes, Helotiales, Hyaloscyphaceae. The record is from RefSeq and is a predicted model, not a curated record. The annotation marks the transcript as partial.